AUGAGCUACGCCUACGCACGCAGCGCGGGCGCUUCAUCCCUCCCUUCGUUGAAUUCAGUUUCUGGACAAGCAUCAGGUGUCGUUCGACAGGCAUUGGAGGGAUUGCCGGCUACGGCGAAGCAAUGGUUUGCGGAGGGGGCUGCGAGUUUUGGGAGGACGAGGGGGAGGCGUGAUGUCCGCGGGAUGGCGGUGUUGGGUUUUCGGCGCUUGUUUACGGUCGCCAAUGCUGUUGUUCUUAUGUGGUUGUUUACGAUUUGGUAUGGAGAGCGGACGGUCUUUCAAGAGGCUAUUGAUCGAUGUGUUUGGGAGAGCUGGGAGAAAUGGCCUCAAGGUGCCACGCCGCAUCAUAUCGCUUUCAUUGCCGACCCCCAGCUUGUCGAUCCUCAUACUUACCCCGGCCGCCCGUGGCCUCUGUCGACACUUACGGUCAAAUACACCGAUCAAUAUAUGCGUCGAUCGUUCUCGCUUAUACAAGAUAACCUAGAGCCUGACUCCGUCUUGUUUCUAGGGGAUCUGUUUGAUGGCGGGCGAGAAUGGGCUACCAGCACGACCACCAGCCCCGAGGCACGAUAUAAGAAGAUUAAGGAUUCAUUCUGGAAGACGGAAUAUGGUCGGUUCAUGAGGAUAUUCAUUGAACCCUGGCUCAAGCAUCGUGGACGCAGGAUUAUUGCCAGUUUGCCUGGAAACCAUGAUCUGGGAUUCGGCAAUGGAAUCCAAGAACCCGUGCGCCGGCGGUUCCAAAGUCACUUUGGCAAUGGUAACCGGGUUGAUGUGAUUGGGAAUCACACUUUCGUUUCUGUCGACACCGUCUCGCUGAGUGCGAUGGACCAACCUGAUCCUCUGACGGGGAGCUCCCCUAAAAGUGAAGGCAAUGAAGAUGACCUUCCUCGGCCCAUCUGGAAAGAUGCAGAUGAAUUCUUGGACCAACUGGCUGUCCGCAAAGCAACCGCGGAGACGGAGGAGCUCCGGGUGCUACAGGACCAGUCGGAAGAUAUGCUCUUUAAACACUAUAUCGUGGAAGCAGGAGAUGAUUCUGUCGAACGACUUCCACAGCCCAAGUCAGCAGGGUUUCCUACCAUUCUCCUUACGCACGUUCCUCUCUACCGCAAGGCAGCGACUCCCUGCGGUCCAAUGCGUGAGCGUCUUCCGCCAUCAGCACCGGGCCUCGAAGAAGACGAGCCUAAUUCACUCCGGCUGGGCGGUGGUUAUCAAUACCAGAACGUGCUGACCCAGACCAUCUCCACGGAAGUGGUAUCCAAGGCCGGGCCCAACGUGGUCCAAGUCUACUCCGGCGACGACCACGACUACUGCGAAGUCACGCACCGCGAAUUCAACGGCUCCCCCAACGAAAUCACCGUGAAGAGCAUAUCCUGGGCCAUGGGCGUCCGACACCCAGGCUUCGUACUCACCAGUCUCUGGAACCCCAUCGACCCAAUCACGGGCGAGUCCACCCAAAAAGGCUCCUCACCCACCAUCCAAAACCACCUCUGCCUCCUCCCCGAUCAACUGGGUAUCUUUAUCCACUACCUCUGCAUCCUGGGCAUUAGCAUAGCCAUACUCCUCGCUCAGGCCCUCUACACUACACUCAUUUCCCCCGAUUUCCCCGCCCCCGCCAACGGCUCCGUUCUCCCCCUCGCCGAGCGACGCAGCUUCCACCCCAAUCACCAAUACCAGUCUAGUACGUCCAGCUCCACGUUCCCCUCCGGUGGCCUAAUCGGGCGCGCCGGCAUUUCACCUUCCCCCCGCUACUCCAACGGCAAGGCUUAUCGGGGUCUAGAUGAUGAUGAUGAUGAUGCUGUGAGCACGAAAGAUAAGGGAUUGUAUCGGCCGGCUGUGCCUGCGAAGGGUCUGCGAGCGAAGACUGCGCUUGUUGGGAGGAGUUUUGCGCGGUCUGUUCGGUCUGUUGCGCUGGCUGUGCUGGGGGUGUACUUUGUUCUGAUCUGGCGCUGGUAG
Molecule: messenger RNA, 1953 nt
Organism: Penicillium subrubescens
Lineage: Eukaryota; Fungi; Ascomycota; Eurotiomycetes; Eurotiales; Aspergillaceae
Product: putative manganese ion homeostasis (Fr)
Exons: 3
Coding region: 1-1953 (650 amino acids)
Biological process (GO): GPI anchor biosynthetic process
Cellular component (GO): endoplasmic reticulum
Molecular function (GO): hydrolase activity
Source: RefSeq, a predicted model, not a curated record